Messenger RNA from Pyrenophora tritici-repentis Pt-1C-BFP, 963 nucleotides. Its product is annotated as Ferritin-2 multi-domain protein. The record is from RefSeq and is a predicted model, not a curated record. Lineage: Eukaryota; Fungi; Ascomycota; Dothideomycetes; Pleosporales; Pleosporaceae.
AUGCGUAGCGUAUCAACAAUCCUCAUGGGCCUCGUUGCCCUGGCUGCUGCCGCCCCCAUGCCUUCAGCAUCCAUGUCCAUGUCUGCCAAGCCAGCUACCAUCACUGAGAGCGCAGUAGCAGCAUCAGGUGCGCCGGCUGCCGCGGCUGCCUCACCAGCGGCACCAGCAGGAAUGCUGAGUGAUACCGAUAUCCUCAACUUUGCCCUCACCGCCGAGCAUCUCGAGUCGGAAUUCUACAAGCAGGGUUUCGCCAAGUUCUCCAUGUCUGACUUCAUGGCUCUCGGUCUUUCUGCUGGCCAAGUCAAGUCCUUGAUGGGUGUUGGUCAGACUGAGGCUACUCACGUCACCACCCUCCAAUCCGCUAUCGCCGGAGCUGGCGCAAAGCCCGUCGAGCCUUGCCAGUACAACUUCGACGCUGCUCUCAUGAGCGCGAAGUCCAUGGUUGCGACUGCCCGUGUUCUCGAGGCUGUUGGUGUCUCCGCCUACCUCGGUGCCGCACCGCUUGUCAACUCUUCCGACGUCCUCUCCGCCGCUGCCUCCAUCGUCACCGUUGAGGCCCGUCACCAGGCUUUCAUCCGUAUCGCAUCCGGCGCUGAGCCCGUCCCUGCCGCUUUCGACGUUGCCCUUGGACCCCGUGCCGUCUUCACCCUUGCCGCUGCCUUCAUCAAGUCGUGCCCCACCGGCUCCAACCUCAACAUCCAGGCUUUCCCUGCCAUCGCGCUCCAGAACCCCGAGAAGGCUACCGUUGGCCAGAACCUCAAGCUCGCUGACCCUGCUCAGCCCGCAGGUGCAUCUUUCUGCGCUUUCGUCGGACCUGGUGGCAACCAGUUCACUCCCAUCACCGACGGCAACUGUAUGGUUCCCCAGGGCCUCAUGGGUGAGGUCUACAUGAUGAUCACCAAGAGCAAGUCCAUUGCCGAUGCCGAGGUCCUUGCCGGCCCUUCCGUCAUCCAGCCUUCAUAG